AUGGUUAAACCCUGUUGGAGAAUAGGUGCCGGUAUUGAGAGAAGUAAGAUCAGUCCCACAAAGAAUGAUGGCCUGACUUGGUACAAUGAUCUUGGCCUUCACGCCUUUGGAGAGUUCUCGAUGGCAAUGAUCCAAGCCAACAGUGUGAUGGAGGACCAGUGCCAGAUCGAAUCAGGGCCGUUGACAUUCAACAAUCCGACAGUUCAAGGCACGUUUGUUGGAGUUUACGAUGGCCAUGGAGGUCCAGAGGCUUCCAGAUUCGUUGCAGACAACAUCUUCCCCAAGUUAAAGAAGUUUGCCUCCGAGGAUAGGGAGGUUUCAGAGCAGGUGAUCAAGAAAGCAUUUGCAGAGACAGACAAAGAUUUUAUCGCGGGAGUGAAGAAGCAGUGGCGCACAAACCCACAGAUGGCAUCAGUGGGGUCAUGUUGCUUGGCAGGAGUGAUAUGCAACGGACUGGUGUACAUUGCAAACGCGGGAGAUUCGAGGGCUGUGUUGGGAAGAUCCGAGAGAGGUGGUGGAGUGAGAGCUGUUCAGUUAUCAGUAGAGCACAAUGCGAAUGUAGAGUCCGCGAGGGAAGAGCUGUGGUCGAUGCAUCCUAAUGACCCAAACAUCCUUGUGAUGAAGCACCGGAUGUGGCGUGUGAAAGGCAUCAUCCAGGUCACGAGAUCCAUAGGCGAUGCAUACCUCAAAAGAGCAGAGUUCAACAGAGAGCCGUUGCCGCACAAAUUCAGAGUAGCAGAACAUUUCAGCAAGCCAAUCCUUAGCGCGGAUCCAUCAGUCACGGUUACACGGCUUAACCCGGAAGACGAGUUUAUGGUUCUUGCUUCGGAUGGGCUAUGGGAGCAUCUUAGCAGCCAGGAAGCUGUCGAUAUUGUUCAUAAUUCCCCGCGCCAAGGAAUAGCAAGGAGACUACUAAAAGCUGCACUGAAGGAAGCAGCAAAGAAAAGAGAGAUGAGAUACUCAGACCUGAAUGAGAUCCAUCCUGGUGUUCGAAGGCAUUUCCACGACGACAUAACCGUUAUUGUUGUCUAUCUCAAGCCCCAAAUGGCCAAAACCAACGCUUGGGCUUCUUCUCCUCUAUCAGUAAGAGGUGGCUAUCCACUUACUGCGUAA
Messenger RNA from Thlaspi arvense, 1113 nucleotides. Lineage: Eukaryota; Viridiplantae; Streptophyta; Magnoliopsida; Brassicales; Brassicaceae. The record is from the annotation of a GenBank genome assembly.